UUAAUUUUUCCAAGCUAUAAAGUGUAGUCCGGGAAAGGUGUAGAACCGUCGCGAAAACGAAUUCGACAUAAAUAAUAUUUUGCCGAUUCUGCAGAAGCUGGAACAUUAGGAUAUACUUUAAAAAUAGAUACAUAGUUAAAUAGUACAUUUAAACAUCCAAUGUUAUGGCCGCUUAUCGCUUAGCAUGGGUCGGUCGGGAAUUGGUGCGACCUGUGUCUCAAAAUAUGUUUCGUUUUGCAUCCACCUUUAGCGGACAGUCGUCGAAUAGCACUUUUCGUCUUGCGAUGAAAGGGAUGGUUUUUGGCGCUUUGAUUGGAACAGGUUGGUCCGGCUAUAAUUACUUCGUAGGAAAACCCACGGAUCACAUGAUCAAUGAAAAAAGUGGUCCAACAUAUUUGGAUCAUUUUCCUGAUGUCAGAAUUACGAGAAGGAUUGUUAAUUCCAAUGACGAUAGCGGAUUAGAGUUGGUUCUGUUCCAAUUUCAAACAUGUCCGUUUUGUUGUAAGGUUCGCGCGUUUUUGGAUUAUUGCGGCCUAACAUACUCAGUGGUGGAAGUUGACGCCGUUCUUAGACAAGGAAUCAAAUGGUCCGAAACAAAAAAGGUUCCCACUAUGCUUGUUAAAACCCGAACUGGGCAGUAUGUCCAAUUGACAGAUUCCAGUAUGAUAGUUUCUGUACUAUCCAGUUAUCUUAGGGAUAAAAGUCAAGAUAUUGAUGAACUUGUAAAAUAUUAUCCUUCAGUUACGUACGUUAACGAUGCAGGAAGAAAAACAAGUGAUAUUAUGAACAAAUAUUUCUUGAUGCUGCACGAUACAGAAAAGCACAUCCGCAAUGACCCGCAAGAUGAAGAGCGGAAAUGGCGGACUUGGGCUGAUGAGCAUCUGGUUCAUUUAAUUUCUCCUAAUGUUUACCGGAACAGAGAUGAAGCAUUGGAAACUUUCGAGUGGUUUUCGGAUGUGGGUGAGUGGGAUGUGCACUUUCCCAAGUGGGAACGAAAUAUGAUGGUGUACGUUGGCGCAAUAGCCAUGUGGGCUAUUAGCAAGCGACUCAAGAAACGCCACCAGUUAACUGACGAUGUGCGAUCGCAUAUAUAUGACGCCUGUGACAAAUGGAUUGCAACUAUUGAACAGAAGAAAACGCCUUUUUUGGGAGGAAAAAAACCGAAUCUUGCCGAUUUGGCGGUAUUUGGUGUACUUAAUAGUAUGGAAGGAUGUCAAGCUUUUAAAGAUUGCUUAGACAACACAAAGAUUGGUGGUUGGUUCUACGCCGUACGAAAAGAAGUAAUGACUAAUUGUGGUCAUACUGCAUGAAUUUUAUAUUGCUUAGAAUUAUUUUACAAAUAAAUUAGUAAUUUCCAGCAAUAAACCUCAAA
Messenger RNA from Wyeomyia smithii (pitcher-plant mosquito), 1372 nucleotides. RefSeq names its product prostaglandin E synthase 2 (gene Su(P)). Lineage: Eukaryota; Metazoa; Arthropoda; Insecta; Diptera; Culicidae. Gene Ontology annotation, molecular function: prostaglandin-E synthase activity. The transcript has 3 exons. The coding region runs from base 165 to 1310 and encodes 381 amino acids. The record is from RefSeq and is a predicted model, not a curated record. Gene Ontology annotation, cellular component: mitochondrion.